This is a messenger RNA of Saccoglossus kowalevskii, 2283 nucleotides long. RefSeq lists its product as uncharacterized. Gene Ontology annotation, cellular component: chromosome, telomeric repeat region; nucleus. Lineage: Eukaryota; Metazoa; Hemichordata; Enteropneusta; Harrimaniidae. The record is from RefSeq and is a predicted model, not a curated record. Gene Ontology annotation, biological process: telomere maintenance.
ACAAGAGAACAGUCGGUUCUUCUGUUAGUGAAAAGAAAGGAAAAUCUCCAAUGGUUACCAAGAGACUGCGGUCAUCAGGCAUGCAUGUAAAGACUGAGGAAAAUGUAUUAUCAGAGAAACCAGGAGAUAAAAAUGUAAUUGCAAAUGAUAAAAAUGACAAUGACAAUGACGAAGACUAUUUGCCACUAACUGAAUUUGUAAGUAAACAAAAGAAUUUGAACAGCAAGAAUGCUGAUGAAGUGAGCAAUGAUGUGGACGAGUGUAGCAUGCAGACAGACAAGAUGGAUGACGUUGUUGAAAGCAGCCAAAGCCCAGAGAAAAAUUCAAUCCCAGCCAGUGAAUCAUUGCCAAACAAAACGAAAACUGAUGUGAAGUUCUCAUCACCACAGCACAGCACAUCACCUGUUAACAGGCGGUUUGUCUUCCCUAAACUAUCUAAUUACUCAUCACCUUCUGCAAGAGAAAAACUGCUGAGAAAACCAAGCUCGCCACAAAGUGCGAUGGCCAUAUUGGCCAAACUGGCCAAUCAGCAGUCGCCAGCUCAUACACUGAUUAAUAGUGAGGAGUCUUCACCGAAAACUUCACCUGGUGGUGGGAUAUUGAAGAGAGGCCAUUCCGACUCUCCGUCUCCUCCUAACAAGAUGCGUCGUGUUAGCUUUGCUGAACCACUGGAACACAAUGAAACCCCACAAGACAGCCCAUCAUCGUCAGGUAACAAAACGGUCAGUCGGUGCCUGGAAAUGACGAAGACUUCAUUGCCGCCGUCUCCCUUGGUUACAACAACACCAUCCAAAGUAAUGACAUCUCAGUCUAAGUAUAUCACAACGCCAUCCAGGCAACCAGUGUCAGAUUCAAUAUUGUCAGCUUCCAGUCACAAAUCUAGUCCAAGCUUGAGAGAAGGACUUGUUACACCAACCUCUAACACUAGAAGACGUCGAUUUGUUAGAGUAGACAAUAGUCAAGCAAGUAGCCAGGAAGCUGAAGAAUGGAACAGUCAAGAGCAAGUGUUUCCAUUCCUGAAUGAAUGCAAAUCACCCGUGGAAGCAGUGUUGCCUCAACUAACUUCCUCAAUAUGGUCACGAGGAUUAGGGCAACUUGUUCGAGCUCGGAAUAUUCAUACUGUUGGUAAUCUUUGUUCUUUAACAUGUGGACAGGUGCAAAACUUGCCAAUCAGAUCACCAAAAGUUGAAACACUCAGAAAUGCAAUGCAACAUUUUCAGAAACAGCUUGACAGAACUAACAAAAGCUCCAAAUCUCAAAUACAGCAGACUGGAUCCGUGCAGAAUUUGCUAAAAGACGAAGAUGGCAACAAAGCAGUUCUUGAAGACUCUGACCAGCUACUUAAAGACGUCAAUAAUCUAUCAGAAUCGGCAUGCAAUGAAAGUAGUGAAAAAGUAUCUAGCGAAACAAGACAGACAUGCGAUGCUCUGGAAGAGACACCAAAACAAGAUAUCAGUGAAACUUGCGAAAUAAAUAAUGUUGCAUCGCCACCCCCUGCAAAAAAGAGAUUAGUCGAGAUACUUUCAGAUCUCCGGGAUGAUUUCACGGAAAAGAAUUUGAGUGAGCUCUCGAGCGAGGAAAUAUUCCAAGCACACAAUCACGUUAGCUCGUUGAUGAGCACUAUAGUUGAGGCUUUGAAAUCAAGAUGUGGCAAACCAACCAGUUAGGAUGUUGUUUAAGAAUUGUUUAAAUUGAAACUGAUUUUUUUCCUGGUGCUUGUGAUAACUAGUAGAAACUUUGGGGAUCUUUCUUUUUUUUCAAAAUACUGAUCCACACGUGUACAAGACACUGAAAUAAUACUGGUCCUUUGUUCGCACCCCUGUAUUUAAAUUGUAAAAUUAUUAAUACUGGAGUUCAUAGCCACAUAAACAAUGCAGGUACAUUAGGGUUAACCCACACCUCAGACGCUUUGCUUCUUCUGCUGAUCUGCACUGGCUCGGAAGAUGAAUUCUGAUUGGCUAAAAAAACAAGACUUGUGGCGUUGAAUGCACGUUCAUUCUCAGUAAUGUUAUGCAAAUUAGAAAUUCAAACUAGCUAAUCAUUUACAACCUUCCGAGCCAGUGCAGAUUAGCCCUGCUUCUCUUUUUACACCAUUUUGCAUCUAAAUAUUUGUUCAUUUUUAUUUAUCGACUUUUGACACGUUUUCAAAGUGCAUUUUAGAAUCAUGUUGCAAGAGAAUUGUGAUUUUCUUUUUUAAUUUGUCUGUUACUCUUGUGUAAUUGGCCUUUGCUAAUUACUACUUAAUUUAAGAUGGUCAUUUUUAUUGUUACUAUGGUGGAGUGC